GGAAGUCAGGAGUGCAAACCAGACAACAGCAAGCACAUCAAACUUUCCUGUUUCCCCCCCCCCCCCUUUCUUUUCGUUCCACGACAGUUUAUUAUGUUUUUAAAGAGACUACUUAAAUGACAGAACACGUUUCUCGACCACCAUUCUCCGGUCCCCCUACCAGGUGUAAACUUUAGCCUGUUGUUUUCGUGAACUCUGAAGAAAAUGGGGGACAACGGCGUUAACGUUGUUCUCGUUAUGGCUUACGGAAGUCUGAUUUUUCUAUUGCUCUUCGUGUUUGUUAAAAGACAAGUUAUGCGACUCGCCAUGAAGUCUAGAAGAGGACCACACGCUCCCAUCGGCCACAAUGUUCCCAAGAAGUGGAAACAAGAAAUCGAAGCCAAACUGACCCAAGUGCAGAAAAUCCACUUUGAGCCUCGCCUGUUGUCUCCAGGCGAUGAUCGGCUAAACCAGCCUGCUUCUUAUGACUACCUGUAUAGGAUGAAAGCACUGGAUGCCAUCAGAGACACGGAUUUCCCUUUCCGGGAACUGGGUGGUGCAUCCACCGCUGUGACUGGAAAAAGCUUCCGGACGUGGCUGUUGAACAUCCGGAACUCCCACUGCAUGUUCAGGGACAGACAGAGCACGCUUAUUGACACAGUGCUGGAUGGCUACACAAAAGCACGACACGGGGCAGAGGCUUUUGGUGAAGAGGAAUUUUUAAAAUACCAGGAGGCUCUUGUCGAACUGGCUUCUAUUGUGAAGUCUGGCGGCAGCUCCACUGCGAGUCAGCUCCACCAGUCUGCAGCUGCAGACCUGUCCAGCCCCUCUGAGCCUCCAGGCGCCUCGGUGUCUCCGGACCAAACUGCCUACCUCACGUCUUCUUUGCAGCAGCGCAGCAAGAAGCCCAGACACUUCCUGGAGCUGAAGAACUUUAAAGACAACUACAACACGCUGGAUAAUAUUGCAUAAUGCAUGAUCAGA
Messenger RNA from Oryzias latipes (Japanese medaka), 963 nucleotides. RefSeq names its product lipid transport auxiliary protein 1 (gene ltap1). The record is from RefSeq and is a predicted model, not a curated record. Gene Ontology annotation, biological process: phagocytosis. Lineage: Eukaryota; Metazoa; Chordata; Actinopteri; Beloniformes; Adrianichthyidae.